Gongylonema pulchrum is the source of this 342-nucleotide messenger RNA. The record is from the annotation of a GenBank genome assembly. NCBI's taxonomy places the organism in Eukaryota, Metazoa, Nematoda, Chromadorea, Rhabditida, Gongylonematidae.
GCGAUUGUCGUUCAGAAGAACGGACAAAUGAAUAAAAAAGUUCGGAAGCGAUUGAAGCUUAGUGAAUCACGUGGCGUCAAAUUGCCUGAUAUUCGCAUUUCGCCGCCAGCGGUAUUUUUCACAUUCCAAGUCUCCAUCCUGUGGCUUCCCAAUAUCCUGCACCCGAUUGAUCUAAAAAUAAAUCCCGCUUUAAAAGGAGGCGUGCAGCAGCUACCGACGCCACUGCAGUCCAGACUGCACGAUUCAUUGGAUAUCACAAUUUACUGGGCGGAUGAACAAGGUUUGUUUCAUCAGCUCAAUUUUUUUUUUGUGAUCAGUACGGAAAAUUUAACGUUGCUAUGA